Molecule: messenger RNA, 672 nt
Organism: Rhipicephalus microplus (southern cattle tick)
Lineage: Eukaryota; Metazoa; Arthropoda; Arachnida; Ixodida; Ixodidae
Source: RefSeq, a predicted model, not a curated record
AUCACUGUGAGCUACGCACAGCAUCCAGAACUUCACCAUGGUCCUGUAUAUUGCAUCUUUACUUCUUAUUUCCGUCACAACUUCUACUGGUCAGGACGCUGGUGUGCCAGUGACCACAAGCUCUGAACUCACAGAUGCGCUUUCAAUAAUGAAUCACAUUAUCGCCAUGCACAGUACGAUCGACAGUCCACUGGAGCAUUGCCUUAGGGCAGACCUCACAUCACUUGUGCCGGAAGACCACCUAGCGACUUACGAUUUCCAGUUACCAAGUCCUCUUGGCUACAUUGAGAUACCACCUUUCUGCGUCAACCUCACGACGUCGGCCUCAGGUGAAUUCCUUUUCGGUCCUUGUGGAGUGAUCUUCCCAGACCACCCUGCCAAGGUACUUUAUUUUAACGGGAAGAACUGCAUCAUCGCAAGCAUGGUUCUGUUUGGAUUCCGACAAUGCAUCAUGGGAGUGACGCCUGAAUUCAAAGAUUCUGUACCAGACGAAUGCCUGAAGCAGUUUGACGAGAACUGUGGUUCGAAUAGGUACACGCUCUACAGCAAGGAGGAAUGCUCAUAAAGCACCUUGUCGAUUUCUCCAUAGCCGCGCCAGUUCACGUAUUGGUAACGGCGGCUCAAUUGUAUAAUGCGUUCAGUAAAACGUCCUGUUGGCUGUUUUUGUUCCCU